AUGCACCAGAUUUACAGCUGCGGUGAUGAAAAUUUAGAAGUGUUCACUGUGAUUUCAUCCAAAUCAUGUAACCCCAUCAGGAGAAAAACUAAAGGUACACAAUGCAUCCUAUCCAAAAAGGUGGUGGCAGUGUCCAGCUAUCAGCCUCAGGGAACAGAUGAAUUGUUGUCACACCAAGGUGAUCUCAUUCAAGUCUUCUACAAAAACAAAGAUGGGCGAGAUUGCAGCCAUCUACAGAACAGGCAGAAAGGAUUCUUCCCUCAUCCUACCAAGUGCCCUGAGACGCACACAGAAAUAUCUAAACAACAGUCAUCCAGCUGUGGCAAUAAUCAAUCAGAUGUAAAGUCUUUGCAGCCUCAAGCAUCUCCUGGAUCUCACCACAGUGCAAACUGGAUUACAGCCACAGAGCCAGCAAUAAGGGAUGGUGUUGCAGAAGAGCAUGCAAUGCUUUCAUGGAAAAGUACUGAAGAUGACACAACCCUCACUCAUGGGACUGAAGCCUCUUUACCUUUGACGGGGAGCACUUUGCAGGGCACACCAAGCCUCCUGAGAAAAAUAUGGAUGAAGCAUAAAAAGAAAGCAGAAUAUCUGGGGGCCACCAAUGGUGCCUUUGAGGCAGACUGA
Messenger RNA from Gekko japonicus, 624 nucleotides. It is a transcript of the gene VXN, whose product is annotated as chromosome unknown open reading frame, human C8orf46. Gene Ontology annotation, molecular function: protein binding. The coding region runs from base 1 to 624 and encodes 207 amino acids. The transcript is spliced from 6 exons. The record is from RefSeq and is a predicted model, not a curated record. Gene Ontology annotation, biological process: neuron differentiation; neurogenesis. Lineage: Eukaryota; Metazoa; Chordata; Lepidosauria; Squamata; Gekkonidae.